AUUAGAUUCCCAGGUUAUCCUUAAUGCUCCGCUGCUUCUUGUGCCCUUUAAUCACGACGUUCACAGAAUCACAUCCCCUGUUUGUCAAUUCCCUGUCUUUGAAUUACUGAAAGGGUCGUCUGACUCCUCCUAACAUCCGGGACGGGAGGUGGGACGGGAGGUGAGCAGCAGGCAGCCAGACAUGUCGACCAUACCUGGAGCAAUUGCACACAACCAUGACUUAAUCAUGAGACAGAGAGGUUAAGGCUCCUGUUGAGCAGUCCAUGGAUUGAUCAACAACAACAAGCGAAAACAAUGUCUACCAGUGCGCUGGAUCGACCGUACUGGAAGAUUCAUUUAUGCGAGUGUGGAUGGGAACUGUGAGGCUUGAAUGGCCGAGCUCUGCCUGUAAAAAGAUUUUCCUGCAGCUUAUGCCAGAAGGCAAGUAGCCCUACCGCGUUUGUAGCGGUAGGGCUACUUGAAUGAAUAGAGGAGUGAGACGGAGGAUGAGCAAUUCUCACGUCAACAGAGAUCUCAGGAGUUGAGAAAGACCUGAAAACACUAGUGAAAGUCUGUUGCCAGUCUUGCCAAUCACAAGCUACCUAUUUCUACGUUCAGGCACUUGGGUUCUGGAGUUCUGCACCUGGGGGCACUAGACUGCUGCUGCGGACUCCAAUAUUGACUUCUCUAAACGAAAUUGGAAGAAGAAGCCUUUAGAUGGACUCUUCUUCUCCAGCAUACGAUCAAUCAUGACCCAUGAGCCCCCAGCCCUGGCCUGCCUUGUCCACCUGCUCCUGCUAUAGGCUCAACACGGUUGAAACCCCGGCCACAAUAGGCAACCUGGUCCCGUCCACGUGGUUUUCUUCGAGACCUCAAUUGUCAGUGACAGAGCUCGGUGAAAUUUCUCGUUUCCCAGCCUGCGUUCCACCUGGGAGGCUUUAAAGCUUCGUUGAAGGUUCCGCCAUACUUACUUCAUUACUAUCUUGAGCUAUCCCCUGAACUGAAUCUGCUGCUGUUCGUCCAAGUUCUUCCCCUUUUGAGAGAUGUUCAGCUGUAAAAGCCACGUAGAUAAGGAUCUGCCUUAGGCUCUGUCCUUUUCCACACCCUCCCUCUUUCUGCUCUCGGUUCCUGUCGUUGUUCCACAUCGUUAAUGGUGGUUGUUUUUGAGGAAGAAGCGAUCUUUGGCCCAACGGCCCAUGCUUGAUUUGGACGAAUUUUGAUCGAUUUCAGCUCUGACCAAUCUCCAGUCAGAGUCAUAUUCAACUUGGCGACUAAACAUCAUGGAAACUGUGGAGAAAUCCAGUGAAAAAUCUGAGGCAAUGGACGGUACGAAGGACCCUGCUCAAGUGCAUCAAGAUGAGGUCGACGCGCUAAGAGCCAAGGUGGCGCAGCUAGAGCACGAGAGAGAUACGCAACGAGAUAAGAAGCUUGCGUUCAAGGUGCAGGCCACCCGCCUGGGUGAUGCUCUUAGAGCUUGCAGAGAGUUGGCACUAGAGAAAGGCUUGGACUUGAGAGGAGUUGGAGUUGUGGAAGAGAAGGCUGCAUCAGAAGCUAUUUCAGAAGAUACAGAUGCUGCUGACACGUCGAAAGAAAAUGGUAACAGCUCCAAGGCUACGCCAGCAUUGACAGCGUUAAGAGCUGAAGCGGAGAAGCAUGGCUGGCUGAUUCAACCUAAAAUUGUGGAGUUGCACGAGCAACUUGGGCAUGGUGCGACUGCAGACAUUUACAGAGGUCAAUGGCACGGCUUAGACGUUGCGGUGAAGUGUCUACGUCCGACUUGUUUCGGGGAAAACAUGGAAGGUGUUGAUGUGUUUGUUCGAGAGGUGGAAGUUCUUUCUAAACAGAGGCACCCUUAUGUUUUGAAAUUGUAUGCGACCGUCCUGUCUCCUCCUGAGCAUGCGUGGAUCAUCACCGAGUACUUGGCAAAGGGUACCUUGAUGCAAUGGCUACAUGGUACCAAGAAACGUGAGUGGAAGAGAAUCAUUCCUCUUCCACCCCUCAUUCAAAGACUCCAGAUCGCCACAGAGAUCUCCAUUGGCAUGCAAUAUUUACACGGGCGAAAUCCUGUGGUGAUGCAUCGUGACUUGAAGCCCAGUAAUAUUUUUCUGGACGAAAAUCUCCACGUGCGAAUCGCUGAUUUUAGUUUUUCACGCUACAAGCUUUCCGACAAAGAGGUCUACACCGGCGAAACAGGUACAUAUUUAUACAUGGCUCCGGAAGUCAUGAGGCAUGACUACUACGACGAGAAAUGCGAUAUCUACAGCUUUGCCAUCAUGCUUUGCGAGCUCGUGACAGGGCAUCCACCCUACAUCGACGAUUACAUGACACCUGUACAGAUUGCUUGUGGAGUAGCCGAUGGGUCUCUCAGGCCAACGAUUACAGAGGAUGUGAAACCACCACUCAAAAGCUUGAUCACGAAAUCAUGGGAUCAAAUACCUUCGAAAAGGCCCACCUUUGCCGAAAUCACAGCCACCUUGAAGAUAGCAACCAACGAGGCGAUUCAAAAGGCCGCCAACCCUGAACCUGUCGAACAAAGCUCAAUUCGACAUGUACAUGCCGCCGGGGAACAAAUACAUGACUUCUUCUCUGGGUUCUUAGGCAAGAAUCAUACUAUCACAACCCCUCCAUCCAGCUAAUGUUUCGAGAAAGCACCCGUUCCUGUUCCACAUUUGUGUGAAUAUGUGCUGUUGAACUCGCCAUGCUGCAAUGGACCCUUGACAAGUGUAUAUAUCUCGUGCUUCAAAGAGUUCAGAGCAGUAACUCACGGUGUGGAGGGUGAACCAUCUCUGUCUUUUUCAGAUUACAUAUACUGAAGAGCCUGGUACAUCAGUUGGGGUCACACACUCUUGUCAACCUUCUCUGUCGAUGCACAACUAGUGGCUUUCACAGUCCGGCAAUCCGAUCAGCCCGUCCUGUCCGUGCUUCCUAGACAAACCUUUCUCCCGUCGAAGCUCACAGAGGUGUCGAGAUCUCGGGAAGUCAAACCAAAAAAAAAACCGUCUUUCUGUACAGAAUGUUGCUUCUUUCUCUUUGGCAAGUUUGUUCAAGAGGUGGAGAGAGAUCUCGGAUUUGGCCCGCCUCCGUCCAUCUUUCGAUGUGUACACAUACAUGCAUAUAAUAAAACUCAAAGCUUAAAGCUC
Marchantia polymorpha subsp. ruderalis is the source of this 3119-nucleotide messenger RNA. NCBI's taxonomy places the organism in Eukaryota, Viridiplantae, Streptophyta, Marchantiopsida, Marchantiales, Marchantiaceae. The record is from the annotation of a GenBank genome assembly.